Messenger RNA from Effrenium voratum, 1054 nucleotides. NCBI's taxonomy places the organism in Eukaryota, Dinophyceae, Suessiales, Symbiodiniaceae. The record is from the annotation of a GenBank genome assembly.
GCAAGGCCGGCGAGGGAUCUCCCCGCGGCGUGCCUGGAGGGCUGCUCGCUUGUGCUGGUGACGGCAGGAGUGCCGAGAAAGCCCAGCCAGAGCAAGAAGGACCUGAUGCAGGUGAAUGGUGGCAUCGCCAAGCUGGUUGUGGAGGCCUGCGCAAGGCGCUGCCCGGAGGCCAUUGUGGGCCUCAUCGUGAACCCGGUGAACUCGGUGGUGCCGGCCAUGGCGAGGCUCUACGAGAAGAAGGGCCUAGACCCGAAGAAGAUCCUCGGUGUGACCACCCUGGACGUAGUUCGAGCCAACAAGUUCGUGUACGAGGCCACAGGUGUGCCCGUGGACUCCAUCAAUGUGCCGGUGAUCGGGGGCCAUGCGGGGAAGUCGGUGCUGCCUCUCUUCUCACAGGACCGGCUCCGCGCCCUCAGCUUGGGCUCAGACGGCCCUUUCCGACCGCAAGUCGAGCCCAUCCGGAUCGCAGAGGCGCUCGAUAGGGCCAUGGAUGCCACGCUCGUGGUGGGCACCGUGGCGCUGGUGGCUUUCCUCUCCUUGCUCUGCACGCUCCUUGUCCGGUUCUUGCUGGGCCCCAAGUGGCACCUGGACGAGGACUUGGUGGAGGCAAAGCAGGGGGAGGCCUGCGCCAUUUGUUUGGAGCCGAUGAGUUCGGGCGCGCAGCUUAGCUGUGGACACGCCUUCCACCUUGCGUGCGUUCGCCAAUGGUGGACUCGGCUCGCCUUUCGGUGCCCCUUGUGCCGCCAGACUCACACGCAUGUGCCCGCGCGCCUUGCAGUGGGAAGCACACAGCCACGUGCAUCAGUGGCUUGUGUUAGGCUUGGUCACACUGUGAGAUCUGUGUAACCAUCGAGUGCCACCUUCUGCACAAGUCACAGCCCCAAGGGUGAGGCUUCGCACAACGAAGUUUGAGGUAUGGCCCUCACAGCCAUGCCUGCCGCGCAGCAUGGUCGCCAAUCAGCUUUUGAUUUCAACACAAUCGAAUGGUGCUCGCAAAGGCUUGGGCCUCCGAUUCCAUCGGUGUUUCCACAAAAACGCUAGGUUUCCUGUUGGU